Molecule: messenger RNA, 1060 nt
Organism: Pieris brassicae (large cabbage white)
Lineage: Eukaryota; Metazoa; Arthropoda; Insecta; Lepidoptera; Pieridae
Product: cuticle protein 16.5-like
Exons: 1
Coding region: 30-932 (300 amino acids)
Source: RefSeq, a predicted model, not a curated record
ACCUCAAUCCUGAACUAACACAGACCACGAUGAACUCGCUGGUGGUGUUGCUUUCCGUGAUGGCGCUUUCAGCCGCCUCUCCCUCUGGCCUGGUCUACGGACCGGGAGUGAUCAGCUACUCUGCCCCGGCAUUGGCUGUUGCCCCAUCAGCUGUUUCCCAUCAAUCCCGUGUGGACAUCAAGUCGACUCCAGCUAUUGUAUCCGAAACUAUCACCCCUGUAGCUAGCGCUGCCAUUGCUGAACCAGCUGCUAUUGUAGCCGCCCCUGCUGCGUACGCUGCCCCAGCAGCCUACUCUGCUAACCUGGCUCAAUUAGCUUACUCUCCUGCCGUUGGUCCAGUAGCAUACUCUGCUCCCGCUGCUUCAGUAGCAUACUCUGCUCCCGCUGCUCCAGUAGCAUACUCUGCUCCCGCUGUCAUUGCUGCCCCCGUCGCCCCAGCUGCCGUAUCAAGCCAGUCAAGAGUAGACAUUAAGAGUUCACCAGCUGUUAUAAACACUGUAGCCUCCGCUCCAUGGUUGAACACCAUUGCCGCUGCCCCUAUAGCAUACAGUGCUCCAUUCGCAUCCGUAUACGCACCUUCAGCUUUAGCCGCGGUGGCACCAUCAGUCUUUAGAUCUGCUGCAAUUGCACCAGUUGCUGUUGCUCCAGCAGUUGCUGCGCCCGUUGUUCCUGCUGCUCUUCCAGUUGCCCCCGAAGAAACACCUGAGGUAGCCGCUGCCCGUGCAGCCCAUUUAGAAGCUAAAGCUCAGGCUGAGGCCGAAGCUCACUCCAUCCACAAACGUUCAGCCCAGUUCAUCGCUGCUCCAGUUGUCUCUUCCUACGCUGCCCCUGUUGUGUCGACAUACGCCGCUUCACCCGUCGUCUACUCUGCCCCUGUAGCGCGUGUCUCCACUUACGGUGUACCAGCUCCAUACUUCACGAGAGUGCUGUGAACACCAUUACAAAAGUGAGAAGUAUUAACAUUAGAAAUUCAAAAAAAAAUUUUUUACUCUUAGUUUUUACUUUUCGGUUCAGUUGAGAUCAAGUACUACAAUAAGAAUAUAAAUAAACGGUCACCAAU